Molecule: messenger RNA, 1896 nt
Organism: Prunus avium (sweet cherry)
Lineage: Eukaryota; Viridiplantae; Streptophyta; Magnoliopsida; Rosales; Rosaceae
Gene: ACR3
Product: ACT domain repeat 3
Source: RefSeq, a predicted model, not a curated record
UCUCUCAACUUUCAUCAUGUAAGAAGCCCUUUAAUUACUCUGCUUCCAGUCUUGGACUACUUUCAGAAAGGUUUGCUUCAGGAUCUGGAGGCCAUUUUUGCUUGAGCUAGAAGGGUGAAGAACAGAAAUGCAUGCCUGUAAUUUGUACCAAGAUGUGAGAAUGCUUAUCAACAUCAACAAUUAGGAACCAGCCUGGGUUGAUUCGAUUGCUAUCUAGAAGCAUCCCCUCCUAUCUCUUUUGCACCUGCAAGGAAGGAACUUCUGGUUGAUUGGAGAAAUUGUGACUUAAAUGGCUAGAGUUUGCUGGCCAUACUUUGAUCCUGAGUAUGAGAACCUGAGCACAAGAAUCAAUCCCCCAAGGGUAUCUGUAGACAACUCUAGCUGCAGUGACUGUACUCUAGUCAAGUGAACAUAUAUUCCAGCCAUCAUGUUGAAAUUGGUGUGGGGGGUAUGAAAUGUAUGUGUAGGUCGAUAGUGUCAACAAACCCGGAAUUCUGCUUGAAGUCGUGCAAAUCUUGACAGACCUUGACCUCAUAAUCACCAAAGCCUACAUCUCCUCUGAUGGCGGAUGGUUCAUGGACGUAUUUCAUGUCACCGAUCAACAAGGAAAAAAACUUUCAGACAGCAAAACCAUUGACUACAUAGAGAAGGCUUUAGGACCCAAGGGCCAUAUCACAGAUGUACUGAAGGCCUGGCCAGGAAAACGGGUUGGAGUGCACUCUGUUGGUGAUCACACAGCCAUUGAGCUCAUUGGCAGAGACCGGCCAGGCCUCUUAUCCGAGAUCUCUGCUGUCCUUGCCAAUCUUCACUUUAAUGUAGUUGCUGCUGAAGUAUGGACGCACAAUAGAAGAAUAGCCUGCGUUGUGUAUGUCAACGAUAAUUCUACAUGCCAACCUGUGGAUGAUCCAAACAGAUUAUCUACCAUGGAAGAGCAGCUCAAGAACAUCCUGCGUGGGUGUGAGGAUGAUGAGAAAGUUGGUCGUACAAGCUUCUCUAUGGGGUUCACCCAUGUUGAUAGGCGGCUACACCAGAUGUUGUUUGCUGAUAGGGAUUAUGAGGGUGAUGGACUAGCAAAUGAAGUUGAUCACUAUCCUCCCUGCUUCCAACCGAAGAUCACGAUUGAGCGUUGUGAAGAAAAGGGAUACUCAGUGGUCAGCGUCCGGUGCAAAGACCGCGCAAAGCUCAUGUUUGAUAUUGUAUGCACACUCACAGAUAUGCAAUAUGUUGUUUUCCAUGCCACCAUUUCGUCUGAUGGACCGUACGCAUCACAGGAGUAUUUUAUUCGUCACAUGGAUGGUUGCACCCUUGAUACUGAAGGAGAGAAGGAAAGGGUCAUCAAAUGUAUUGACGCUGCAAUUCGGAGACGAGUAAGCGAGGUAUCAAAUUACCAUGAAAUUCAGGAUCUAAGGCUAGAGCUAUGUGCAAAGGAUAGAGUAGGCUUGCUAUCUGAAGUAACAAGGAUCCUGAGGGAGAAUGGGCUGUCAGUAACAAGAGCAGGCGUCACAACUAUUGGGGAGCAAGCAAUGAAUGUCUUUUAUGUUAGAGAUUCUUCAGGCAAUCCAGUGGACAUAAAGACCAUCGAAGCACUUCGUAAAGAAAUCGGGCACACAACGAUGUUCAAUGUGAAGAAAGUACCAACAAGUUCUAAGGCACCUGAGACGAAGGGAUGGGGCAAGACAAGCUUCUUCUUUGGGAACUUGUUAGAGAGGUUUUUGGCUUGACAUGAUGUCAAUAUGAAUGUAAAAGGCACAUUGAAAAUGUACAGAAGAAUAAAUCUGUUCAGUAAGUCAUCUGAACAAAGUUUCUGCAUUUGUACACUUUGUAUAAUAUGCAUGCUUGUAACUUGUAACUUUUGGAAUUUGCACAACGCCUUUCUUUUUUUACUUCUUUUUGACA